CAUGGCUAACCAUAAAAGAGCAGUUAAUAGAUCAGAAGUUCGAUGAAAAUAUUAAUGCAGAAAUCCGGAAAUAUCUUUCUUUGAUGAAGUAUACUCCUACGGAAAUCGAUUUUAUUCUCGAUAGAGGAGAACAGGAAAAAAUAACAGAAAAAAUCCCAAGGCGACAUUCAAGAAUGGAAGAUUGGUGUUUAGCGCAUUCCACGUCACCUAUUAUCGAAGGAUGUAGCAAGAUUCCGCCUGAUUAUGCUCUAGAAGUAUUAACAAACAGGUUGGAUGGGUAUGAUACAGAUGUAGAGAAGCCAACAUUGCAUGCUAUUGCGGAUAUAAUGAUUAUGCUUUGUAUGGAUGAAAAAGAGUUAUAUAAUCUUAAAAUACCAGAAUGGGAACGAGCUCAAGAAUUAUUGGAAUGGAUACAGAAAUCCUUACAAAAUAACGAUAUUAAUAAAGAAGAUCUAUCUGACCACUUAUCGCGACAAAAUACAAGCAUAAGGAAUUUACGAAUAAUAGGGGCAGAACUUGCCAUUUUAGCAAACAAUUAUAGUUAUCAAAUUUUUACAGAUAAUUAUGUUAAAAAACGUUUGAUGGCACAGAAAGAUGCCUCAUAUAAACAGGAGGCAGAGGAUCUGGACUCUAAAUACUAUGAUAUUGAUUACGAGUUCAACGAUAGAGCGAAAAAUGCAUAUCAAAUGGCUUUAAUGAUUCUAGCAUUAAGGCAUCAACCACCUUGGAUCGCAUAG
Messenger RNA from Funneliformis mosseae, 737 nucleotides. The record is from the annotation of a GenBank genome assembly. Lineage: Eukaryota; Fungi; Glomeromycota; Glomeromycetes; Glomerales; Glomeraceae.